AUGUCACUGAAACGUCCUUUAUCACCCGAAUCAAAUAAUAAGAAUAAUUCGAUCACGACUGACAUUCGGCAGUUGAAACGUUGUAAACUUCACUCGAUUAUACAAGAAUUACAAAAUGAAGAAGCAAAAUUAGUCCUUUUGAAAAAACUUCGAACAAGUCAACAACAGUCAUCGCCAUCACCUCCACCGCCAUUGCGAACAAAUAAAGAUUUAUCAACUACUACGAAUGGCUUUCAUUCUCCAAUACCAAAAACAAAGCCUACUACGUCUCCGUCGUUGACAUCUUCAACUGCACCCAUUACAAAUCCCUCGUCUCAAUCGCAACCGAUCACUAAUAAUUCUACCUCUGUCCGUAAAUCAUCGAACUCUCCGCUAUUAACAAAUUCCAAUCGUGUAUCUUCGACACAUGUUCUCGAGGACCGUAAAGCACAAGCAAAAUUAACUUUGCGCAAGCAUUUAGAACGUGAUUUACUGAAUAUUCCCUUGCCUAAGCCGUCGCUGCAGGACAUAUCGUUUAUUCCUAAUGGAAUAAGUCUUGAAUUUCAACCAAUUAUCGGUUUAGAAGACGUCGUUCAAUGUCUAAGUGAACUUCAAAACGAUCGCCAUCGUUUGCCACAACGUUUUACUGAUCAUGCUCAGGUUGAUUCGCCUUAUGUAUGUGAUCAAUGUGGAACGGAUUUUACAAUACGUUGGUGGAAACACCCGAACUCAAAAUCAUCGAAUCAGACGAUGAAUAUUCUUUGUGAUCGUUGUAAAAAACAAGUUACAAGACGCAUGGCCAAAUCCGAGCAUUCCUCACUAUUGAAGAACGUUUUCAUUCUAGCCAUGGAGCAAGAAAAAGAAAUCGACAAACAUUUUAACGCACUGAUCAAACAACAGAAACAAGCUUCACGUUCUUCUACAUCCUCGUCAUCAGCAACACCGACAGUGACAUCAUCAAAAUCUUCGACAUCAAACUCACGCCAAAUACAAUCUGUAAAAACGACUUCAACCCAUAUCCCUUCGACACAUCAAUCAACGAAAACGAAGCAUUCGAUACCGCAGACUAUUCCUGCAAAACUUUCACAACCAUCUGCAUCUGCGCGAAAAUCACAUCAAAUGAUGAUUCCAUCUCCGGCACAUGGAAAUCAUUCGCGAACAUUACAUGAUACUAAAUUAUCGAUGUCGAUGUAUCAUCACCACCAUCAACCUCAUCGUUCAUCGACAACACUACCGCAACAAAUCAAAUCAAAUCAGAUGGCGAAAAUGACAAAAAAUCAUGUCAAACAAUCAUCCGUUACGUCAUCUACUCGUAUGAUCUUUCCUCCUAAUUCUGAUCUUCUUCAUCCGUUUUUGUUACCCAAUGUUGUCGGAAAAUCAACAUCAUCUAAAAAGCGAACAUUUCCUCAUGUUGAAAUGAAAUAA
Adineta ricciae is the source of this 1404-nucleotide messenger RNA. NCBI's taxonomy places the organism in Eukaryota, Metazoa, Rotifera, Eurotatoria, Adinetida, Adinetidae. The record is from the annotation of a GenBank genome assembly.